Molecule: messenger RNA, 1722 nt
Organism: Oryzias melastigma (Indian medaka)
Lineage: Eukaryota; Metazoa; Chordata; Actinopteri; Beloniformes; Adrianichthyidae
Gene: tcnba
Product: transcobalamin beta a
Exons: 4
Coding region: 84-521 (145 amino acids)
Biological process (GO): cobalamin transport
Molecular function (GO): cobalamin binding
Source: RefSeq, a predicted model, not a curated record
GGAAAAUCUGAUUAGUUUGGCCACCUGUUGGUGAGCAAACAGAGGUGUCUGAAUAAAGAGCUCCACCUUUGGGUGCCGAGCAGAUGAAGCGAACUAUGACGGCGCCAGCUCUGAUCGCUGCAGCCCUGCUGCUGCUGCUUCCUACUUCUCAGAGUCAAAACUUUGAUCCAGCUCCCAUUCAGAUUGUGGUAACAAACAGCUUUCUGGAAGAGGAGCCGCUGACCUUUAGCACCCAUGUGGUCUACGGAGGUAUCCUGUUGGGAGCCAUGCGGAGACUCAUGGACUCUGACAAUAACUUCAAGUUCACCUACAUUGAGGAUCCAAACUAUGGUCCAUACCUGGAGAGUGUUAAUGGUCUGGCUGGAAAAGAUGCAGACCAGACUCACUGGGAGCUGCUGGUCAUGAAACCAGAUGGCAGCAUCACAAGACCUGAUGUUGGGAUUGGAUGUUACGUUCCCAGUGCCAAUGAAAAAAUUAUUUUUAACUUUACAAAGUGGUCAAAAUCAGAGACAACGCCAUGACGGAUAGCAAGACACUGAGCUUUCUACAACGAUCACAAUAAAACGUGAUUUUACUUUAGUGGUCAGCAGAUGUGUUUGGAACAUUGGUUUUACUAUCCUCCAUCCAACAAUUUUUACAAAUAGUUCUUAUUCCUAUUUUUCUGAAGUAAAGUACCCCUAAAGGUGACUUAUCAGUCAUUUGGUCAGAAUGAAGUCUCCUACGUCAGCAUUACACAACUAACUUACAUUAGCAUCACGUGGAACAGUCUCUUAAAGUCAUUCAGGAAGUCCUGCAGCAGCUAGAACAUAUUACUGAACCUCAGCAUAAAGAGGGGCAAUGUCCUGGUUUGCCCUUCACUUUUCUUUGAGCUAUCUCGCAGAUCAGUUAUACACUGCAUUUAAUGUUUUUUAUUCUGUUUUAUGGCACAUUAAUGUUGCAAUUCUCUGUUUCUGGUAUCGCUGGAUUUCUGUCUUUUUAAGAAACUGGAGUUCUGAGGGUUUCUAGAACAGGGUUUAGUUAGAACUAAGGCUAAUUCUUCUCUGGUUGAAAGUUCACAAAAAGUAAAGGGGCAAUUCCAUGAAAAAUCCACUCUUUGAGCUUUUAAGUGCAUUCUACUGUUCAUUCUUCACUAUGAAGGACCCCAAAGCGGGAUUUGGAUCUGUUCACACAUUUCUGAGUAAUCCUCUACAAACCUGUGUUCUCAACAGCAGCCCUUCCCAUUCCCACAAGAACAAGCAGGUUCUCACAUGCUGACAUCACAAGUUGAGCACCGCCCCUCCAGGAAGAGUCUGCUCCGCCCCCAGGCUAACACAGACACUUUCUCCAGGAAGCCAGCAGUGAUCAGCUAGCUUUGUGAGCCCCCCACCCUCAUCUCGUGCACAGUCAUGCCGACACUGGCAAUCUGUCAUGAGGCAGUUUAGUGAUGGACAAAAAAAACUCAUUCGAUUUAGCGUUCAAACUUUGUGAAGAAACGUCUGGUGAGAAAUCUGCACGACAUGUUGGGAUGGAUCCUGAAUGUAUCUGAGAAUGGCGCAAGCAGACGGGGAUUUUAGGAAGAUGGCAGGAGAAAGGGAGCUGACCAUUUCGUGGAAAAAGGAAGCAGAUGUUUCAAAGUCAAGUGAAAUCAAAAAUGUAUAUAAACCAAACUAACUUGAAAUCCAAAUUAAUACAUUAGUUAAAUCUAUCUUUUUUUCUGUUUUAACGGCUAAAAAAAAAAAAAAA